This is a messenger RNA of Odocoileus virginianus texanus, 681 nucleotides long. Its product is annotated as cell surface glycoprotein CD200 receptor 1-like. NCBI's taxonomy places the organism in Eukaryota, Metazoa, Chordata, Mammalia, Artiodactyla, Cervidae. Gene Ontology annotation, molecular function: signaling receptor activity. Gene Ontology annotation, biological process: regulation of neuroinflammatory response. Gene Ontology annotation, cellular component: external side of plasma membrane. The record is from RefSeq and is a predicted model, not a curated record.
CUUCAACAACUACUUCAUCUAUGGACAGAAAGCAGAGCACUGUAACACUUCCUACAGAAGUUAAAACUUCGUUAUUGAUACUAGCGGAUGCAAAGGCUGUGCUCUAUUGCCCUCCUGUGCUGUGGACAAAUGUGCUGGCAGUAACAUGGGAAAUAGUCCUCAGAGACAAGCUGCCCUGCUUCAGAGCCUACAGACGUGAUACAAAUCAGACCAUAGAAGAAAACUGUACUGACAAGAGAAUAACCUGGGCCUCCAGAUCUGAUGAGAAUCCUGCCGUUCAGGUUGAUCCAGUGGCCAUCACUCACGAUGGGAAUUACACGUGUCAAAUAAUAACAAAUGAUGGGAAUUUCCAUCAUGGCUACCACUUCCAAGUGUUAGUGCCCCCUGAAGUGACCCUUGAUCAAACUGAGAAUGGAACUGCAGUGUGCAAGGCAGCUGCAAGGAAGCCGGCUGCACAGAUCUCCUGGACCCCAGAGAGUGAUUGUGUCACUGAGCAAGAGCCUUACUGGGGUGAUGGCACAGUGACUGUCCAGAGUACAUGCCGCUGGGGGGACCAUGUGAUUGCUGUGCCCUGCUCUGUCUCCCACUUGACUGGCAGCAAAAGUCUGUCCAUAGAGCUGGAUAAAGGUAAGUGCCUGUUUCUUUCAUGAACUUGAUGCUCAGUCUUUUUCUUUAUAGAUG